Nicotiana tabacum (common tobacco) is the source of this 789-nucleotide messenger RNA. Lineage: Eukaryota; Viridiplantae; Streptophyta; Magnoliopsida; Solanales; Solanaceae. The record is from RefSeq and is a predicted model, not a curated record.
AUGGAUGUCUUUUCUAAUUUUGAAUCUCCUCACUUGGUCUGUAAACUCAAGAAGUUUUUAUAUGGCCUCAAGCAGGCUUCUAGACAGUGGUUUUCUAAACUGUCUGAGGCUCUGCACUCCAGAGGUUACAUUUUUAGUCUCAAUGAUUGUUCUCUCUUUACAAAAUCCUAUUCGCAUUCCCUGGUUAUAUUGACAGUCUAUGUUGAUGAUAUAUUGCUGGUUGGUGAUAACAUUUCUGAGUUAAACUCUUUAAAAAUGUUCUUGGACUCUCAAUUUAAAAUCAAGGACCUCGGUUUGGUGCAUUACUUUCUAGGUUUGGAAAUUUCCCAGCAUCCCCAUGGCUACUUAAUGAAUCAGCAGAAAUACACAACUGAUCUCCUUCAAGAAUUCAAUUGUCAUCACUUCUCCCCUGUUUCUACACCUUUGGAUCCUUCUGUUAAGCUUACUUUGGACAUGGGAGCUCCUAUUUCUGAUCUAAGUGUCUACAGAAGACUAAUUGGAAAAUUAAAUUUCCUACAAUACGCAAGACCUGACAUCUCUUUUUCUGUCCAAUAUCUAAGCCAGUUUCUUCAGAAACCCCUGGUCCCUCAUAUGAUGGCUGCUCUUCAUAUUCUAAGAUAUCUUUUACAUAAUCCUGCUCAAGGCAUUUUACUCUCCAGUUCUGCUGAUUUAUCUCUUGUGGGAUUUUCUUAUUCUGAUUGGGGAUCUUGUGCCAUCUCUCACAAGUCUGUGAGUGGGUUUUAUAUCACUCUUGGUGGCAGAUCUGUAUACUGGAAGAGCAAGAAAUAA